Molecule: messenger RNA, 3301 nt
Organism: Platichthys flesus (European flounder)
Lineage: Eukaryota; Metazoa; Chordata; Actinopteri; Pleuronectiformes; Pleuronectidae
Gene: avpr2b.1
Product: arginine vasopressin receptor 2b, tandem duplicate, 1
Exons: 2
Coding region: 197-1288 (363 amino acids)
Biological process (GO): G protein-coupled receptor signaling pathway; positive regulation of vasoconstriction; regulation of systemic arterial blood pressure by vasopressin
Cellular component (GO): membrane
Molecular function (GO): peptide binding; vasopressin receptor activity
Source: RefSeq, a predicted model, not a curated record
GACACUGAAUUGUUUUUUUUUAUUGGAAAUGUAUCCUUUAAACCACACAAUAGAAAAUACUGAGAUUACUAAAAUAGAAUCCCAGAUUGCCUCCUGGCGUUUGACUUAAAAAAAAAAUGUCUCUACUUUAACUGGAUUCACCUGAAAUGGUGAUAUAAGGGGGGUGCGUAACUCCGCUGUAUUUAAGGCAGAGAGCAUGGCUUGGUCAAGUGUUAACAUCAGUAACAUGUCUUUGGAGACUGAGCGUCCUGAGGAUGAUCCGCGGAACGAGCGCUUGGCGCAGGUGGAAAUAGUUCUUCUGUCUAUCAUCUUCAUCACUGCGGGGAUCCUGAACUCCGGGCUCUUGUUGGUGCUGUGGAAGCGCAGGAAGCAGCUCUCCAGGAUGCGCGUCUUCGUUUUCCACCUGUGCGUCGCAGACCUGGUGGUCACCUUCUUCCAAGUUUGUCCGCAGCUCAUGUGGGACAUCACGGACAGAUUCGUUGGUCCAGACAUACUGUGUCGCGCAGUGAAGUACCUGCAGGUGGUGGGGAUGUUUGCCUCCACGUACAUGAUAGUGGCUAUGACGAUAGACCGAUAUCAAGCCAUCUGCAAACCCAUGGUGACGUUCCAGAGGCGCAGGGCGCGCUGGAACGGUCCGGUGUGCGCCGUCUGGUGCGUCUCUCUCAUCGGCAGCCUCCCACAGGUGUUCAUCUUCUCCCGGGUGGAGGUCGCUCCCGGUGUGUACGACUGCUGGGCGCAGUUCAUCAAGCCGUGGGGAACGAGAGCCUACGUGACCUGGACCACUCUUGUGAUAUUUGUGCUGCCCAUUCUCACUGUGAUCGUGUGCCAGGUGCGCAUCUGCCGCACCGUGCACAUCAACUUCCACAUGAAGACGCAGCACGUCGGAGAGGCGCACACCAAGGCACUGUCCUCCAGGGCCAGCAGCGUGACUGGGGUGUCCAAAGCCAGGGCGAAGACCGUGAAGAUGACCGUGGUCAUCGUGCUCACAUACAUCAUCUGCUGGACGCCCUUCUUCACAGUGCAGCUGUGGUCUGUGUGGGACGUGCAGGCGCCCACUCAAUCUGCAAUCUUCAGCAUCCUGAUGUUGCUGGCCAGUCUGAACAGCUGUGCCAACCCCUGCAUCUACCUGCUGUUCAGCGGGAAGCUGCCCAAGAGACUGGUGGCUAUGAUGUGCAUGCGACAGUCGGAGCGGAAGGACUCCAUCCAGGAGGAGGCCACCAUGGUCAGCUCCCUGUACAUCAGUCUCAAGAGCUUUCGGUCAGCAGAUAAAGAGCCCGACGUCCACUGAGACGUCCUCUCAACACGAUAUAUCUUGACACCAAGUGUGAGAACAAACAUCAAAGCAUUGUGCUUAGUCCCUGUGGUAACAGUACUGUGUUGAGAACCCAUUGUGGAAAUGAUCCAGUGAAAUAUAGAAAGUCAAUGUUGAGUAGCAGAGACAAGUCAUUAAAGGGACAUUUCUCUAAAAACUCAUGGUUGUCUCUAUUACAUGAUCAAUGGUUUCUAUUUAUGUAGAACUUUUCUCGUCUUGAUGAAAACUCAAAGCUCUAUACAGUUUUUUUGCCAUCUCACACACAGUGUAUGUACAGUAAUUGUGGGGUUGCGACUGGGAUCGAACUGCUGCAUCUUUUGUUAGUGGGUGAUCCCCUCCACCCCCAAGCAGUGGAUUGCUAUUCCUAGUGUGACCACAGUAGUGGUGUGACUCGAGAGAUAGUGAUCCGUAGAUCCCUCCAUGAUAGUUCCAGACAUUCGAGGUGCCCAGAGGAUUCAUCCCAAUUACUUUGGGAUCCCUUGGGUUUUCCUAUGUAGCCACCACCAUGACAUUAACAUUGAUCGAACUGCCAUGACAUUUGGUUCAUAUAUAUAUGAUCUCCAGAGCAUGAACUGUAUGUGUCGUGUUUUAUGUUCUACAUGGAGGUCCUUUGUUUCCAGGGCCCAGCUUUAUUUUGAAUCCACAACCCAACAUGGAUCAGGUUAUUUUGUCAGAAAGACAUAAAUAUUGAGAAGAAUCAUUAACUGAGCACAUUUGCAUUAAUGACGUGACUUCUAAUUAGCUGCAUGUGAUCUCGUUUUGACAAAGAGGGUAUGCAACAGUUAACUUGUGAAAUACGGUAAUGAGUAAAAUGUGCUGCAUAAUAUCAAAGUGACAGAAACAAAUGUAAUGAAUUUUUUUUAAUCUGUAAUAUGUCUUUUGACUGUGAUUCUUCAGUAUACAUUACAGCUAAUCAAUAUAAAUGAUCACCUAUUCUGUAUAUGAUGAUGACAGAUCAGUCAUGUCACACCAAGAUCUUCAAAUCUGCAAUAAGAUGCUCACUCAUUAAUGUGGCAGGAUUUCUACAUUUUUCAAAGACUUUUCUCUGUUGCAAAAUAAACUGUUGUUUAUCUCACUUUAGAUUUAAAAUAUAAAUAGUUAUUUGUAUUUGUAAAGGGCCUCACAGGCGUGUUUUCCUGCAGACCCCUGUUUUUCUGCUGUGUGUCAUCUUACAGAGAAUAGACCAUGAAGACGUUGUCAGGUGACAGACACAAACAGGCAGAAAUAAAUUUCUCAUGGAUACCUGCCAUGUUGUGUCUAAGUAAUUAGCAUUAAUGCAUCAUAAUAACUCGUGGUGGGCAAUAUGAGGGAUAUCCGUGAAAUUGGUCUGCAAACAGAUCAAUAAAAAUGUGUCCGCUGCACAGACAAAUCCAGCAGACAUCUUCCCACAAUGAGUCCUGAGCCUUGACCCUCAUCAGGGACUGACCGGCAGCUAGUCUCUUUCAGCUCUGACCUUUAACGCUAAGAGAACAACCAGCGGCAGCAGCUUGACCCAGCUGCUGGAGGGAGGAGGGGUGCUGGCUGACAGGUCAGCUUAGCUAUCAUUUUUUAUCUGAACCAUGCAGCAUGUCUCAUGUCAUCAUUCAUAUUUAAUAAGAGUAAGAGUAGUGAUUUGCAGACAUCCUGCAAUUUACUUGGGGAAUAUGUUGUACAUAUUAGGCUCAGAUGAAAUGCUCACAACUUGAUAAGAACAAGGGAACAAGUAAAGGAAAAAAGCGAGUGACAAUUUAAUCUUUAGAAUGGACCUAGAAAUUAAAUGCACUUGAAUAUAAGAUAAACAUAAUAUAUUCCAUUGUACACACAGCCUCGCCAAUUUAUAAUAAUUUACCAAAGUGGUAGAAAUUAUUUCCCCCCAGAGAACCACCAUGUACAGAAAGACAUCAACAGAACCCCACCAACUUCAAACGAAAUUAAUCUUUGUAAGAGCAUCAUGAAUUUUUAAACCAUUAAUGUUUUAUAUUAACUAGUGCAUUCCCCAUUCCUAACCUG